Molecule: messenger RNA, 2673 nt
Organism: Pseudophryne corroboree (corroboree frog)
Lineage: Eukaryota; Metazoa; Chordata; Amphibia; Anura; Myobatrachidae
Gene: ABCB9
Product: ATP binding cassette subfamily B member 9
Exons: 12
Coding region: 90-2402 (770 amino acids)
Biological process (GO): oligopeptide export from mitochondrion
Cellular component (GO): lysosomal membrane; mitochondrial inner membrane
Molecular function (GO): ATP hydrolysis activity; ATP binding; ABC-type oligopeptide transporter activity
Source: RefSeq, a predicted model, not a curated record
UGAACGCAGCAGCAGAAGCAUCCGGCUAUAACAGGGAAAUUGAAGAAGAUGUGUCUUGUUUGGUGCGAGAAGAACCAACACAUUUAAAGAUGAGUUCUUGCAAUGUUGUUAUGCUUUGCACACUCACAUUCACAGUCUGUGACCUCACUAUAUCCACACUAUUGUACAUCUUCAGCUGUAAGAAAGAAAGUAUUAUUCAAGACAUGGUGCAGUUUAGUAUGUUUCACUCUGUGAUGGAUGUCUGGGGCACCUCUUUCCUGAGAACCUGCAUAUCUGUAGGAGCUGUGAUAGGUGUUGCACAAAACAGAAUGAAUGGUCCUCAGAGGCUGCAGGCAUCUAUAACUCCUAUGACUUUGGUGUGCUACCUUAUUGGUUCUUACGCCAUGAUAAAAAUGUUGCUGUAUUCUGAGGUGGAAAAGCCUAUAAAAGAUCCUUGGUUCUGGAGUCUUCUAGUAUGGACAUGGGUGUCAUCAGCUGUCACACUCUUGACAUGGAGACAACUGGGAAAGUUACCGCCUUGCAGACAAGAAACAAGGUUUUAUUCUGCACUGUUUGCUGAUCAGAAUGUGGCACAUGAGGGCAGACAGAAACAGGAUGUGCAAAGUGAGAUGUCUGGGGCAACUGUAGGAAGACUGCUAUCUUACUCUAAACAGGAUUCUGGAUAUCUGCUCAUAGCUAUGGUCUUCCUCAUCCUGUGCACACUGGGAGAAAUAUUCAGUCCAUAUUACACAGGACUGGUCAUAGAUGGUAUUGUCGUCCAAAGAAGUUUGAAGCAGUUUUCCAGCGCGGUUGUUAUACUAGCAGUUCUGGCUGUGGGGAGUUCAUUUUCUGCUGGGCUACGGGGUGGAAUUUUUACCUUCACAUUCGCAAGACUGAAUAUCCGAAUACGCAACCUACUCUUCCGCUCCCUAAUAGCACAGGAGAUUGGCUUCUUUGAUGAGAAUCAUACAGGUGACAUAAUCUCUCGUUUAACGUCCGACACGACCAUCGUGAGUGACGUGGUUUCUGAAAAUGUUAACGUCUUCCUGCGCAGCGUUCUUAAAGCUACGGGAGUGAUUGUCUUCAUGUUCACCCUGUCCUGGCAGCUGUCCUUGCUGACCUUCUUGGGAUUCCCCAUCAUCAUGUUGGUUUCCAGGGUAUAUGGCAAAUAUUACAAGAAACUUGCCAAAGACGUUCAGACCGCUUUAGCAAAGGCCAACAGCACUGCUGAGGAAACCAUUUCUGCAAUGAAAACUGUCCGUAGUUUUGCCAAUGAAGAAACUGAAGCCAGUGUGUAUAGAGAUAAGCUGCAGCAAGUCUACUCACUGUACAAGAAGGAAGCUGUUGCCUAUACUUGCUAUGUGUGGUCAACUGGAUUUACACAGCUGGUGUUACAGAUUAGUAUUUUGUACUAUGGCGGCCACCUUGUAAUAUCAGACCAAAUGACGAGUGGGAACCUGAUUUCCUUUGUUAUUUAUGAAUUUCUCCUUGGUGACUCCAUGGAGUCCAUUGGUUCGGUAUAUGGAGGCUUAAUGCAGGGAGUCGGUGCUGCAGAAAAAGUAUUUGAGUUUAUAGAUCGUAAACCAAAAAUGACUAAUAUUGGAAGUCAUGCUCCUGAGCACUUGGAUGGUAAAGUGGAGUUCCGAAAUAUCACUUUCGCGUAUCCCACACGACCGGCGACACAAGUUUUAAAGAAUACGUCCUUCACGCUGCAUCCUGGCAAAGUCACUGCACUGGUGGGGCCAUCUGGUAGUGGUAAAAGCUCCUGUGUGAAUAUCCUUGAGAACUUUUAUCCUGUGCAGGAAGGGGAAGUUCUCCUAGAUGAUCAGCCCAUUACAGUAUAUGACCACAAAUACUUACAUACAAAGGUAUCCAUGGUGAGCCAAGAACCUCUGCUGUUUGCCCGUUCCAUUCACAGUAAUAUUUCCUAUGGUCUGAAUGGCGUCCCCCUGGAUGUAGUAAUAAGUGCAGCCAAAAGAGCCAAUGCACAUAAUUUUAUUAUGGAGCUUCAAGAUGGGUAUAACACAGAAACAGGAGAGAAGGGAGCCCAGCUUUCAGGGGGUCAGAAGCAGAGAGUGGCUAUUGCGAGGUCAUUGAUCCGAAACCCUAGGGUGCUGAUAUUGGAUGAAGCCACCAGUGCACUAGAUGCAGAGAGUGAGCAUGCUAUCCAGCAGGCGAUGACUAGCGAUCUGCAGGGACGAACAACGCUCAUUAUAGCACACAGGCUGAGCACUGUGGAGAAAGCACACAACAUCAUUGUCUUAGACAAAGGCAGCGUGGUGCAGCAGGGGAGUCACAGAGAGCUGAUGGAGGAAGGCGGACUUUAUUCGCAGCUUGUACAGCGUCAAGUCUUCGAGCUUGCAGCAGAAGAAAAGGAUCAGACCAGGUCACCACAUGUUCCUGACACAGAUGAGCUGGCCUAGGCCGCUGUUAUGCACACCAGUGCCUGCAGGAAUGUACUGGUGUCAGAACUGUUAUGCACUCCAGUGCCUGCAGGAAUGUACUGGUGUUUGAACUGUUAUGCACACCAGUGCCUGCAGGAAUGUACUGGUGUCUGAACGGAUAGGUAUGCAAAACAAAUGAACUCACAGACAGACUGGGGAAUAUGACAUUACGUACACAGAAGGUGAUAGGGUAACAAAAUACACACAAAGUGAACAGAGAAGCCCAGAGGCUAAGGAACUGGGUGUCUCC